AUGAGGAUUGGAUCAACGGCGGAUGAGAGGCGGAGGAAGGCGGUAGAGGAUGAAGUGGUGGGGGAGGAGUACGUGGUGGAGGAUGUUCGAGAUCAGGAUCACGGAAGGUUAACGAAACGUCGGAGUCGAUUCACGUUAUUGGCAGGGGAUCUUGACCUAGAUCCGAGUCGUAGAGAUUUCAAUACAGAGAAAUUCAUCGAUGGAAUCAGAGGAUGCUCUCCUGCCCUCUUCAUUCAUCCUCAAAACAGCUGGUAUAAAGCAUGGGAGAAGUUCAUAUUAAUAUGGGCAGUUUACUCUUCUUUCUUCACACCAAUGGAAUUUGGAUUCUUCAGGGGAUUGCCUAAAAACCUCUAUUUCUUAGACAUAGCUGGUCAAAUCGCUUUCCUCAUAGAUGUUGUUCUCCAUUUCUUUAUAGCCUACAGAGACACCCAAACUUACAAAAUGAUUUCUAAUCGCAACUUAAUCGCUGUUAGGUACCUCAAAUCUCAUUUUUUGUUUGAUAUACUAGCAUGUAUGCCUUGGGAUAACAUCUACAGGGCUUCCGGAAGAAAAAGAAGAAGUGAGGACAUUCGUGUCAAUUAUCUUUUUUCAAGGAUUAUAAAAUUAAUCGCUGUUGAACUCUAUUGCACUCAUACGGCUGCUUGCAUAUUCUAUUAUUUGGCUACGACUCUGCCAGCUGUCGAAGAAGGAUACACCUGGAUUGGGAGCUUAAAAUUAGGCGAUUAUAGCUACUCAAAUUUCAGAGAGAUUGAUCUUUGGAAACGCUACACAACUUCUUUAUAUUUUGCCAUUGUUACUAUGGCCACAGUUGGUUAUGGUGAAAUACAUGCGGUGAAUAUGAGAGAAAUGAUAUUUGUGAUGAUUUAUGUGUCAUUUGACAUGGUUUUGGGGGCAUAUUUGAUUGGUAAUAUGACAGCUUUAAUAGUGAAAGGAUCAAAGACAGAAAGAUAUAGAGAUAGAAUGACAGAUCUUCUUAAAUAUAUGAAUAGAAAUAGACUUGGGAGAGAUAUAAGAAAUCAGAUAAAAGGUCACCUUCGAUUACAAUACGAGAGCAACUACACUGAUUCCUCUGUUCUUCGCGAUCUUCCAAUUUCCAUUCGUGCAAAGAUAUCUCAAACGCUAUACAAGUCAUACAUUGAAAAAGUUUCACUUUUCAAAGGAUGCUCUUUAGAAUUCAUCAAUCAAGUUGUAACAAAAGUGCAUGAAGAAUUUUUUCUCCCAGGGGAAGUGAUUAUGGAACAAGGCAAUGCGGUUGAGCAGCUUUAUUUCAUCUGUCAUGGUGAACUGGAGGAAAUUGGUAUAUGUGAAGAUGGAUCUGAAGAAACAGUAUCGAUUCUAAAACCUCAUAGUUCAUUUGGAGAGGUUUCUAUUCUUUGUAACAUUCCUCAACCUUACACAGUUCGAGUUUGUGAGCUUUGUAGACUUCUUCGCCUUGACAAACAAUCUUUCUCUAAUAUCCUUGAGAUUUAUUUUCAUGAUGGGAGAAAAAUUCUCAACAAUCUUGUAGAGUUUAACGCAUCAGAUGCACGAAUGAAGCAAUUAGAGACAGAUAUCAUUUUACACAUUGGAAAACAUGAAGCAGAGCUUGCACUCAGGGUCAACAGUUCAGCUUUCUAUGGUGAUUUGUAUCAGCUUAAAAGCUUGAUUCGAGCUGGAGCUGAUCCAAAUAAGAAAGAUUAUGAUGGAAGGACUCCAUUGCAUCUUGCUGCAUCAAAAGGAUAUGAAGAUAUCACUCUUUUUCUUAUUCAAGAAAAGGUAGAAGUGAAUGUUUUAGAUAAUUUUGGGAACACUCCAUUAUUAGAAGCUAUUAAGAAUGGACAUGAUAAAGUGGCUUCCAUAUUAGUGAAAGAAGGAGGCUCAUUGAAGAUAGAUGAUGCUGGUUGGUUUUUGUGUACAAGUGUAGCAAGAGGAGAUAUUGAUUAUAUAAGAAGGAUUUUGUCAAAUGGGAUUGAUCCAAAUUCAAAAGAUUAUGACUUUAGAACUCCACUUCAUGUGGCUGCAUCACAAGGAUCUUAUAUAAUUGUCAAGUUGUUGGUGGAAGCUGGAGCUAGUGUUCUAUCAAAGGACAGAUGGGGUAAUACUCCACUUGAUGAAGGGAGGAUGUCUGGAAACAAGAUGUUGAUCAAAUUACUAGAAGAAGCAAAAGAUGCUCAGUUGUCGGAACUUCCGGAAGGUGCUCAAGAAAUAACAGAUAAAAUGCAUCCUAGGAAAUGUACAGUAUACCCAUUUCACCCAUGGGAACAUAAGGACAAAAGCACGUGUGGAGUGGUUUUAUGGAUUCCACGAACAACAGAGCAACUUAUAAAAACAGCAGCCGAACAAUUGAAGUUGGAAAGUUAUGACACUUGUUGUAUAGUAACAGAAGAUGCAGGUAAAAUUCUUGAUGUUGAUAUGAUUUUAGAUGGACAAAAGUUGUAUUUGAUAAGUGAAGAAUGA
Lactuca virosa is the source of this 2436-nucleotide messenger RNA. Lineage: Eukaryota; Viridiplantae; Streptophyta; Magnoliopsida; Asterales; Asteraceae. The record is from the annotation of a GenBank genome assembly.